This is a messenger RNA of Akanthomyces muscarius, 1182 nucleotides long. RefSeq lists its product as uncharacterized. The record is from RefSeq and is a predicted model, not a curated record. Gene Ontology annotation, molecular function: DNA-binding transcription factor activity, RNA polymerase II-specific; zinc ion binding. The transcript is spliced from 5 exons. The coding region runs from base 1 to 1182 and encodes 393 amino acids. Lineage: Eukaryota; Fungi; Ascomycota; Sordariomycetes; Hypocreales; Cordycipitaceae. Gene Ontology annotation, biological process: regulation of DNA-templated transcription.
AUGCCUCGUCAAUAUAAAGGUUGCGACAAUUGCCAGAAACAGAAGAAAAAGUGCAGUCAGACGCUUCCGCGAUGUGACAGGUGUCGCUUCAUCGCCGUGCUUUCAGUCACAGACCCCAGGUAUAACCUCAAAACUCUUGGCAGCUGGCUUGUCGACAUUCCUUCACAUCUCGGCAAAGAUGGUCUGCUUGACACAGCGACGACCGCCCUAACGACUGCUGUGGAAGAUUUACGCGUCGGAAAACAGUCGACGGCUGCUUGGUCAAGCUAUGGCAAGGCUAUCAGCCGUCUAGGACAUGCUCUGAGAGACCCUGUCAAAGUAAAAGAACCGUACACCCUUGCCGCUGUGUUUAUGAUCACGCUUUGUCAGCCAUGGUUAUCGCUCAAGGCGGACUACGUUAACCACAUCCAGGGGAUGGCUCAUCUCCUGAACCUCAGCGCCGGAAAGGAGUGGAACAGUCGCUUUGCCGAGACUCUGCGCUUCCACGUCAUUUUUCCCAUUUAUCUCGCAAUGGCAAUCAGUUCGGACAUCGAAAUUCAUUCCUGGUAUGCGGAAAAAUACUCCAAAUUGUGCAGUCAGGAUGACCUCUCGAGCGACCGAGAUGUGUCGCCGAUACAAAGUCUGGACAUAUCUGCGAUCCUACGAUACCCGACAAUUCUUCGAAAUCCCGAACUUUAUGGUGUAGAAUUACGCAUGCGUUAUGAACAAGCGCUGCUCGAUGGCUAUGCUCUCCGCACGCGAUUGCACUCAUUGGACGACUUGAACACGACGACAAAGUCCCCGAAUCUAGAACUUCAGCGAGUGCAGGCCCAGUUGCGGCUUGCUUACGCCGCGGUACUUUACUACUCUCUCGUUAUGAACGCAUUCAUAUCUGCACUGGAUCCUUGCAGCCAGUUUCUACCAAGAGACGCCAUCACAAUGGCCAAAGAAGCCAUCGAGACAGCCAACGUGGUUCUCAAAGACGCGCCAAUUAGCCUUGGUUUUAUGCCGCUCUGCCUCUUUGCUGCAUCGCUUGCUACUACAGAUUCCAAGAUCUUGUGCGACAUCGAAGUCGCCCUUGUCGCUUACAAAGACCACUUUGUAGAGUGGCACCAUCGACAGAGAUUUCACGACGCAAAGCAGUCUAUCGAUGAAAUCAAAACCAGAAGACUGGCUUAUUUACGAGGAGCCGGCUGCCGUUGA